CAGUUGGUUUCGUCUGUUGCCGUUGUGUGUCGGUGUUCUUCCUGAAAAGACACUCGCAUUGAAGCCGCUGCUGUCGCCGCAGAGAGGUCGGUAGGUUAAGUGUCACAAACAUCCAUUUUGACAGCUCUGGUAGAUCUUCUCAGUCUGCACUCGCAUGGCCGUGAACCGUCCGCUCUCAGAUUAAACCCAGUGUGCUUCGCUUCAGAACUUCGUCCUUUUAGAUGCCGCUCAGCCUUUGCAAAUGGCUUGCUGUCUGAAGGACGAGCUCCUCUGUUCCAUCUGCCUCAGCAUCUAUCAGGACCCCGUCAGCUUCGGCUGCGAGCAUUACUUCUGCAGGAAGUGCAUCACCGAGCACUGGAGCAGGCAGGAGCCACACGGUGCGCGGGACUGCCCCGAGUGCCGCCGGACCUUCGCCGAUCCGCUGCUGUCGCCGAGCCUCAAGCUGUCCAACAUUGUGGAACGCUACUCGGCCUUCCCGCUCGACGCGAUCCUGAACGCGCAGAGGAGCUCCUACCCCUGCAAGGACCACGAGAAGGUCAAGCUCUUCUGCCUGACAGACAAAAGCCUGGUGUGCUUCUUCUGUGACGAGCCGGCGCUUCACGAGCAGCACCAGGUGACCACCAUUGACGAGGCGUUCGAGGAGAUUCAGAGGGAGAUGAAGGAGCAGCUGGCUUUGCUGCAGGACAGCGAGAAGGGACACUCCGAGGCCCUCCAUCUCCUGCGGAGACAACUCACAGAGACCAAGUCUUCAGCCAAGAGUCUUCGUGCAACCAUCGGCGACGCGUUCGAGCGGCUUCACCGCUUCCUCCGAGAGCGCCAGAAGAGCAUGCUGGAGGAGCUGGAGAUGGACACGGCCCGCAAGCUGGCCGACAUCGAGCAGAAGAUCCAGUGCUACAGCCAGCAGCUGCGCGACGUCAAGGAGGGCAUCCAGAUCCUGCAGGAGCGCCUCAGCGAGACGGGCCACCACGACUUCCUGGAGGGCGUGGCCAUCACAUCCGAGAGGGUUAAAGGGAAGAUACAUGAGACCAAUCUGACUUAUGAGGACUUCCCAACGUCCAAGUACAUGGGGCCCCUGCAGUACACAAUCUGGAAAUCACUCUUCCAAGACAUUUCACCAGUGCCAGGAGCCCUGACCCUUGACCCCAUCACAGCCCAUCAAAGACUGAUCCUCUCAGACGAUUCCACCAUCGUGGCGUACGGGAAUCUCCACCCGCAGCCUCUGCAGGACUCCCCGAGGCGCUUCGACGUGGAGGUCUCCGUCCUGGGCGCCGAGGGCUUCAUAUCGGGCGUCCACUACUGGGAGGUGAUGGUGUCGGAGAAGACGCAGUGGAUGAUCGGCGUGGCCAACGAGACGGUGAGCCGCAAGGGCAGCAUCCAGAUCCAGCCCAGCCGCGGCUUCUACUGCAUCGUGAUGCACGACGGCAACCAGUACAGCGCCUGCACCGAGCCCUGGACGCGCCUCAACGUCAAGAGCAAGCUGGAGAAGGUGGGUGUGUUCCUGGACUACCCGAAAGGCCUGCUCAUCUUCUACAACGCAGACGACAUGUCCUGGCUCUACACAUACCGAGAGAAAUUCACCUCAAAGGUCUUCCCUUAUUUCAGCCCCGGCCAGAGCCACGCCAACGGCAAGAACGUGCAGCCGCUGCGCAUCAACACCGUGCGGCUUUAAGGGGAAACGAUGACCAAACAGAUGAUUAAAUCAUAGGUGACAGAAAUGUUUAAAAAUGUAUAUUGGGGGUGUUAAAGUUUUUUGUUUUUUUUCUUAGUUCUGUCAAGAAUCAUGCUUUCCGAAAUGUUUAUUUUUUAAGAACCUUAAAGUCGUCGUUUGCACUUGGACCUCAUUGAGCAUCCUGUUGGGAACAAAGAUGACACUAAGUGGAGAAACUAAGUGGGCUUUGACAGACGGAGAUGAAGAACAGGCCCAACUCACACUCCCAGGCGAAUCGCUCUCACUAUAAACUCACGCCUGUCAGGCUCGAUGUCGCCUGUUUGUUUCUAAACAAGUGCACCAGUGAAAAACAGCCACUUGUCUUCUUCUAUACUGUUGGCUUCCGGUGCUGGAUGUGAUUGACGGGACUCCUAUUUGUUUUCUCUGUUUUUCAGAUUGUGACUCAUUCGUGUCAAGUGUUCUGGUAUCUUGGAGUUGUUGCUGUUUUGUUUUUUAAUAAGUUAAUUUGUGGAUUUUGGCUUCAGAAAAGCCUUAAAUAAGAGAGUAUCAUUUUUGUUUUGGACUAUUAUGUUUCUCUGUGUAGUCCGUCAUUGUGAAGAAAACCUGUGUGUGUGUGUGUGUGUGUGUGUGUUCUGUCUGUUUUAUUUCUAAACACUUAAGAGCAGAAGAGCACUACUUGCAGUGUCUUGCAAAAGUAUUCACACUUCUUGAAUUUUUUCUCACAUUACAACCAUAAGUUCAAUGUAUUUUAUGUGGCUGAUCGACACAAAGUGAGUUUGAGCUUGUUAAGUACAGUCUCUGAAAAGUGUGGCAUGCAUUUGUAGUUGGCCCCUUUUCUUUGCAAAACAGGUCAAGCUCAGACUGGAUGGAGAACUGGAUGAAGAUUUAACAUAGAUUGUCCACUAGAUUUAAGUCUGAACUUUGACUAGGCCAUUGCUUGGUUCUGGUUUUCUUCUUGCCAGUCUUCCAUAAAAGCCACAUUUGAGAAGAAUUUAAGUGACAGAUUCUUCCACCUGAGCUAUGAAUCUCCACAGACCUUCCAGAGUUGCCUUUUCAUCAUUUCUGAGGGUAAAUAGUUGCACUGGUUUUAUUUGUAAAGUGUUUAAGAGGGGUAAAAACAAAUGCUUGCUCCACGUUUGUGUGUAAAAACCAUAGAAACUCUUCAUCAUUCUACUUGUACAUCAUAAUUAUGCACUGCUCUCUCUUGCUUUCACAUCAUAACAUAAAAUGUUGGCUGUAACUUCAUAAAACAUGGCUGCAUCGGGGGUGUGAAUAAUUUUCUAAUGCAUUGUGCUCAGUAGGUAAUUUUAAAAAGGCAGGACAUUGCUUAGGCAAAUGCUGCUAUUGGUGAAGCAAGGACCUUCUAGUUUGUAUAUAAAGUAAAAAGGAGGAAGUCUCCAGUGGAGUUGUUCAUAUUUAAGUUCCUGUCCUCUUCCUGAGAUGUCCACAUGUUUCUUCCCUCAUCUUGUCUUAAUAUUACAUGGAUAUUAAAUUAAGUAAAUAUUGAUUCUUGUUGUCGAGGGAGGUGUGAGGAGAGUGCCACAGAGAACCAGUGUCCUCUUCUAUUAAUUCACCUCAUUUGUUAGAUGAAAUUGAGCUGAAUGUUUGGAGAAGAGGCAGUGGGCGGGUGAGUUAUGUGCUGGUGUUGCAUGAUAAUAAAAAUCACAGAUCAUUCCUUUUGAGGCUCGGUCAUGUUCAUUUCUGUCCCACGUGCCUCACGUGCUCUUGUUUCAUCGUUAGUCACCCACAAGUCCUGCUGUCUGGGGUCGCAAAUCCAACUUUGGCUGUCGCUAAUGAAGCUGAAGCCCAGGCAAUGGAAAAAGAUAGUAGUAAUUGCACAAUUCUUCAAGAUCAAGUUGAUCUCAACCAACAAAUAAUGAAACAAAAGCAGCAGCCUUCCUUUGCUACUGUAUUCUUUAUUUUUGCAUUUGUGCGUGUGUCGUCUUUGUUGGUUUAUAAAGUAAAAAUUGGGGCAGUGCCCUCACUUCGGUAGGAAAUGAUUCUGGUAUGUGCCGUAGAAUGUGAGUCGAGCUGCGAGUCGGUGGCUGUUUUAACAUGCACAGAUCUGCAGGAGUCUCUGAUGAUCCUUAAAUUAUGAGUCAUUUUUGCAGAGCAACACCUGUAUCUGCUUGUUACCCACAAAAAGCCUGCUGUUCGGUUUAUUUUAAGGUUUUAGGCUGAAGUUCCAGACACUAUCGAGAGCUUUCUGAUGUUUUGGUCUAAAGUGGAUCUUGACAUGCAGGAUUAAAGAGAAUUUGACUCCAGAUUGUUUUGUUGCAUUCGGUGGAAAUAUUACAACUAAUAGGAGUUGUGUUGGGUCAAUGUUGAAUCUAUUGGUAAAAUAUAUAUAUAUUAUGCUCAUAACUAUGACACUUUAUAUGGAUAUAAUGAUGACUGUGUCUUUUGAUGAUGGCCUCUUCGCACCUGUUGUGUUUUAAAAAAAAAACACUUCAGUGGGCUUUUGCUGCUGGAGGAUUGUGGGAAAUGUUUUAAUGUACAAUAAACCACUAUAAAAACCUGA
Xiphophorus couchianus (Monterrey platyfish) is the source of this 4190-nucleotide messenger RNA. It is a transcript of the gene trim62.1, whose product is annotated as tripartite motif containing 62, tandem duplicate 1. NCBI's taxonomy places the organism in Eukaryota, Metazoa, Chordata, Actinopteri, Cyprinodontiformes, Poeciliidae. The transcript is spliced from 6 exons. The record is from RefSeq and is a predicted model, not a curated record. Gene Ontology annotation, molecular function: zinc ion binding; protein binding. Bases 242 to 1669 code for a protein of 475 amino acids.